Molecule: messenger RNA, 1037 nt
Organism: Pyrus x bretschneideri (Chinese white pear)
Lineage: Eukaryota; Viridiplantae; Streptophyta; Magnoliopsida; Rosales; Rosaceae
Exons: 2
Coding region: 16-924 (302 amino acids)
Source: RefSeq, a predicted model, not a curated record
UUCACUCAAAUUCCAAUGUUUGAACCCAUACAAGCUCAGAAAUUUCCUGGGUUUUCCGGGAAUACAAAUGGGUUUUUGUUUGAUAGAAAGCUGAGGGUUUGUGCGAGUGCGAAAAAUGAGGGUGUUGAUGCAGCUGAGGACGAGAGUAAAGGGGAGAGUACUAUGCCAGAGCGGUUCAGGUACUUGACCAAGGAAGCUCCUGACCCUCCUGUUAGGUGGCCUUGGUUUGUUGCAUUGGUGUUCCUUAUCUAUGCAUGGAGAGCUGUCUUGCUGGAAUUAGCUAACUGGAGAAAGGCUGCAGUGGGCGUUGUCCGUUUUGUGGGAUACCUCUUGAAACUUAUCCUGGCGCUAAUCUUCCAUUUCAUAGGUGAUCCCAUUACUUCUGUGAUCAGAUUCAUAGAAACAACACUCUAUGCCAUACGCUCUUUCUACUCUGGCAUAGUGGCAUACGCUCCAAUUCCAGAGUUGACAACAGUGAUCAUACUGGCAUCCAUUGUUCUUGCUAUCGCAGAAGCUGUUGUUCCAAACACCGUAAACUGUCAACCCUUUCUUCUCACAGCGUCUGGCGUGGUAGGCUAUGCAGCAGUGGCAGGUUACAUCUCAGAGCCUUUCUUCUGGACGAUUCUAGUGGCGUUCUACGGUUACUCACGAUUAGUUAAAAAGAGGGAUGAUGUUACAUCCGCAUUGCCUGCGGCAGCUGUGAUGGCUGCCAUAGGAGAACCAUGGGUUAGAGUUUUGGUAAUCGCAUCUUAUCUGGCCUUGGCCAUUUUUCACCACUCAAAGAAGGUAUCAGAGAAAAAGGAGGAAAUUGUAGUGACUAAUAGGAAGCUUCCAAUGCCCUUGCUCGGUGCAGGCUUAGCCAUUGGAAUUCGCCUUGCUGCUAAGUGGGCCGGGUACCGGCAUUUGACAUGGAUGAUAGUAUGAACGUUAAGAAUACCUUGUUAUGCCUGUUGGACUGCAAAGGCAGUGGCAUUGUGCCUUCUGUGUCAUCUCUCUGUAAUUUCGAUUGGUGUAGUGAUCCUGUUUUGUUCUUCCUA